GACGCGCCCGUCGAAAGUAUAAAGUAUCGUGAUUUUAGUAAAUGCGUAAAAUUACGAUUUAUUUAAUACUUAACUUAAUAAUUGUACAGAAUAAGUUCAGAAAUAAAAAAUGUCCUCCAAUCGAGAGGUUGUGUCCUUACAGUUUGGCAACUACGCGAACUACAUUGGAGCACAUUGGUGGAAUAUUCAGGAGUCCAGUUUCAAUUAUAAUCCUGAUCACGGUCCUUCUGAAAUAAAUCAUGACGUGUUAUACAGGGAAGGAGUAAAUUUGAACAAGCAAGUUACUUACACUCCACGUUUACUACUUGUAGAUUUGGAUGGUUCCCUAAAGCAUCUACCACGGGAGGGUGAACUUUAUGGCAAUAGUAUUAAACGUACACCACACAGCGAUGCUAAUAGCGAAGAUGCUGUAAAGAAAAUCAAAGAAGACCUCCAAAAUAUGAGCACAGACUUAGAAGUCGUGCAGCAGCCGCAAGCUCCGAAGCACGAGUUUCAGAAAGAUCUCGAAAAUCCUGUUGUCAAUAUUCAAGAAAAGGAGUACAAUUUAACAGACGAUGUAGAAACAUGGACAGACUAUCUUUAUGCACGCUACCACCCACGCACUGUAAAUGUAGUCAACGAAUAUAAACAUGAUGCAGAGAAGCAAACAUUUGAUACAUUUGCUUCUGGUGUACAGCUUUGGAAAACAGAAAAGUUCGAGGACGAAUUUUGUGAUAAAAUACGCCAAUACGUAGAGGAAUGUGACUUUUUGCAGGGAUUCCAAACUUUAUUUGACUGCUUCAAUGGGUUCUCGGGAUUAGCCACAGAAUGUCUAGAGCACCUGAAUGAUGAGUAUGGCAAAGCCAAUUUUGCGAUUCCAGUGUACUCACCUCGAAAUACGCUAUUUAAAAAUGCUGAUGCGGCUAUGACAGACUCCAUAAGGGUAGUAAACAGCGCAUUGACGUUCCACAAAUUAAGCGAGCAAGCAUCGUUGUUUGUGCCGCUGGGGACAUGUGACCGCGUUUGGCGACAGUUUGGCGCAGCACGUCAGCUACCGGCACUUAAUUAUCAAGCAGAUAAUUUGUAUCAAACUUCUGCCGUGCUAGCCGCAUACUUAGACACAAUCUCGCUACGUUAUCGUUUGCGCAAUGCGCCUGGCGCAUACUCGCUUCCUGCUUUUUGUGGUGAUCUAAAUAAUUAUGGACGUAAAUUGGCUGCUGCCGCUUUUGCGUUGCCUUUCGCCAUGCAGCAUGACCAAUACUUAAUUGAUUGCUUGGACAAGUUUGAAGGUCCAAUAUUCACAUCACUCACACCAAAUUGCAGCAUUGGCACUGAUUAUAUUAUACAGUCACUCUGUGUGCGUGGUAUACCGCGCGAACGUCUCAAGCGACCAUUGGAGAAGGCGAAAGAGCAAAUGCGCAUGGCAGCUUAUAAGUGCGAUAGUGUGUCCGAAAUGUUUCAACUAUACCUGCAGUGUGCAAAUCAUGCGAGUAUGGCGCAUGUUGCAUCAAUAUCGAUGGCCAUGCCAACGCGUAUACCAUUUCCAAGUGAAAUAUUCGCUGAAGACGUAACGAAAUUAGGCUUUCUCUCAGCGACAACAAAACGGCAAACCGAUGAAAAAGUGAUCUCUGUGCCGACGCUAGCAGCAGUACAGUCGUCCAGUGAGUUAGGCGAGACUUUAGAAACACUGUACCGCGAAGCAAAACGCGUAAAAAUAGCAAAAUUGCAUCGCUAUAAAGCGGCAGGCUUGGAGCAAGAUGAGUAUGCGGAAGCGCUCGAGCAGUUACUGCUCUUCAAAGACAAUUAUGAAGAUAACUUUGAAUUGUAGCACAAGCAUGAAAACAUUAUAACACAAAAUUUAAACAGUAAUUGGUUUGAUGUUAAAUUCAGAACCCGAAAAACGGAAUCAACUAGUUUUACAUAUAGUGCACUAAAAAUAUUGAGACUAAGCUAGUUACAAUUACAAUACAAUAGCCAUAAAAUAACAAAUAAAAGGUAAGAUAAGUAGAUUAGCAUAGUAGUUAGAUAAAAUUAAAUUUUUUUUUAUUUGGUAGGAUCUGCAAUUUACUUACGAAUGAGUUUCAACCAAAGCUACUUUGAAUUCAAGUUGAAUGGGAGUGAAUUACAGAACCUGCCAGUAUAUCUUAAUUCUCGAAAAACUGUUCAUACAAAAUAAAACACUUACAUUCAUCUAUAAAUUCUGAGAUAGGCCGUUCUUCAACCAAAUUCUGAAUAUGGCGUUCUUGAACAAAUAUUUGAGAUACGGUCUUUCGAAUUGGCUGCCGAGGUAGGUCGAUCUUCCACUCAGUCGUCGUUAUAUAAAAAACAAACAAGAUUCCAAAUGCUGUCUACAGGCCCGACGGGAAGGAGAGGGGAUCGUUAACUUUUUCCCCCGGGCCCGGAGUACACAAAAGAUGUUUAGCAUAAAAAUUAUAGAUUUUCAUGAUGAAAGGAAAGGAUACUACUAAAAAAUUGUAUACACAUAAAACAAGUGAAAUAUUAUUUACUUUCGACCAAUUUAUUGGUUCAGUUGAACUCUUGGAUAGCAACCUCUUUUCUUUAAGUUUUCUUUUCUAGGGGCACUAAACUGUCUGCUUCUCUCAAUCAUGAAAAUUCACUUCAUCCUGAGACACCUUUAAAUUAAUGAAAAUUAAAAAAAACAUGAAAAGAGCAUUGAAAAUAUGAAACUAAUGGGUAGUUUACAUUUAAGGAGCACCAUUUUUAUACCCGAGCGCACAUGUGCACAAUGGUAGUAUAAUUUUGUUUACAU
Messenger RNA from Rhagoletis pomonella (apple maggot), 2749 nucleotides. It is a transcript of the gene mst, whose product is annotated as protein misato. The coding region runs from base 110 to 1807 and encodes 565 amino acids. The transcript has 4 exons. Lineage: Eukaryota; Metazoa; Arthropoda; Insecta; Diptera; Tephritidae. The record is from RefSeq and is a predicted model, not a curated record. Gene Ontology annotation, biological process: mitochondrion distribution. Gene Ontology annotation, cellular component: cytoplasm.